Molecule: messenger RNA, 706 nt
Organism: Aspergillus candidus
Lineage: Eukaryota; Fungi; Ascomycota; Eurotiomycetes; Eurotiales; Aspergillaceae
Exons: 1
Coding region: 229-591 (120 amino acids)
Source: RefSeq, a predicted model, not a curated record
AGUUUAGAGAGCUGCAGACCGCGGAUAAGAGACGACAUAUGCGACAUCAGAGGGGAAAAUCGUCUAGCGUGUGGUACGUGUUUCUGUUUCGUAGCGAGACAUGAACUUGGAAUCGUGAAGGGGCGUGCGAAACGGCGGCAGUGAAAUAAUUUUUUUGUUUAAAAAAAAUGAGAGUGAAAAAAGAAAAAAUCAUGUCUGUGGAUCGCACGGUGUCUACUUUCUCCCAAAAUGGUAUCGCGAUAUAUCCGUGGGCGGUGCCAUCUGGGCUUCCAAUCUCAUCUCUGCGUUUUGGCUGAAAUAGUGGGCCUCCUGUGGCACGCGCUGCACAUUUUAGGUCUCUCGACUCAUCCCUCCUCUCCGGUUAGGAUUCCCUCUCCUCUCUUUUCUCCCUUUCAGAGAUGGGGAGACGGGCGGCCAGCGAACUACGACGCCGUCUUCCAUACACACACACACACACACACACACACACACACACACACACACACACACACACACACACACACACACACACACACAUAUACACACACACUCUCCAUCGUAGAUUGUCUUAAAACCGCUAGCAGGACUAGUGGUAGGAUCCCUCUUGUGUAGGUGUGUCAGGGGAAAUUUAGCUCUCGGCGAUCGCGGGUUUGCUAUCUGCGUCCCAACUUGCCUAUCAGACUGAAAGGCAGCCCUGCAUUUUACAGGCGGGAAGACAAGACUUGCU